AAGUGAUGUGAGGGGCAGCAAUGAGCUCACUAUUUCUAUGAUAACCAAUCACAUCCAACGUUCCGGAGUUCCGAACUUCUUUCUCAUGAACUCCGGAGCUCCCCAGGCCUUAGAUAUUGCGCUCUCUUUCUCUCUCACUCUCUCUGUGCGGAUGUACGGCACGAGUCCUCACCCAAAACUAUGUACAUGUCAUACAUACCACAUAUUCCCCAAAGCGUUUCAUAUAAAGGCGGUGUUUUUGACCGACAUCAGUUGCUAGUGAUGAGCGCUCCUACGUAGAACCAGAACAACAGAGUUAUCCUUCAUCCGAUCGAUGAGAAAUUUCGGCCGGAUACUGUCGUUUUUCGCUAGAGGAAAAAAAAAGGAAAGAGAGAGGUGCAAACAGGUUUUUUUUUUGCACGCAUCAAAAAGGUUCCCCUGUCGUCCGGACCAAGCUGGGAUCAUGUAUCUACGUCUUACGUUGUCACUUACAGACUCGCAUCUAAUGAAUCAAUAUCAACUGGGGGUCAGGGAAUCAG
Molecule: messenger RNA, 518 nt
Organism: Cantharellus anzutake
Lineage: Eukaryota; Fungi; Basidiomycota; Agaricomycetes; Cantharellales; Hydnaceae
Exons: 1
Coding region: 38-259 (73 amino acids)
Source: RefSeq, a predicted model, not a curated record